This is a messenger RNA of Prunus armeniaca (apricot), 444 nucleotides long. The record is from the annotation of a GenBank genome assembly. Lineage: Eukaryota; Viridiplantae; Streptophyta; Magnoliopsida; Rosales; Rosaceae.
AUGGCUCACCCAAUCCUCCCUUUGCCAAAGCCUAGCUCCCGAAACUUAAGGGCUCGGCUACAAGGACUUGUCAAAAAUCCAGCUUGUCAACUUGGGGGACUAGGGAAUGCCCUAUGGCUCCCACUGAGCCUGGAAUGCUCGGUCAUGAUUACACAAAAACUCACAAGUUCCCAACCCAUAAGUUACUUCUUGACCGCGAACUUGGGGGACUACUGUUUACACCACAAUCAACCGAGCAUAUCCAGCCUCAAAUCAACUAGCACCAAGGUAGACACGCCUUCUCUCAUGCCGAAGGAAGACACUCCUCCGAGGUGCCAAGCACCUGCUGAAGCUCCCAAAUUGCCAAAACUACUUUCCAUGACACGUGUCACCAUCACAACGACUUGCAAGAGUCCCACAUCGAAAUUCUAUGCAAACCUCCCACUUUCACCUCCCUAUAAAUAG